AUGAACCGCUCAGCAUUCAACAGCAACGACACAGAGAAUCAUGAAUCCACGCUCGAAGCUUGCAGAGUUGGUGAUCUAUUUACGCUCCAAAAACUUCUGAGCAUAUCUACAAACAAGCCAAUACCAGAAGCCACUGGCCUCUCACUCCUCGCCACAGGCGUUCAACACCAACACCCAAAGAUCGUCACUCACCUCCUCACCACUCAUCCAACCAUCUCCCUCUGUCAGAGCACCGACAUCGUCGCCUCCCUCCUCUCAAAGCCCAGCAUCCCAAUUCUUCGUCUUCUGCUAGCCCACGAUUCCCAUUUCGCAAACAUUUCCAUCGAUUAUGGCAUGCGCACCUUCCUCACAGACGCCUGUCGUGAACCUCCCCCCAAAAUCAACCCUCUGAUUCACGUCCUUCUCGAUACAGGUGCUGAUGUUAAUGACGGUAUGGGACCUGGAGGUGGAGCAUUGCUUGCUGCUAUUUGGGGAGAUCAAGGAAAAGACAUUAUUCUGAAGAUUGUGAAGAAGGGUGGUUUUGUGGCGGGUCCGGUUCUGACUGCGGCCUUGCAGAAAGAGCGGGUGGAUGUUUUGAGGAUGCUUUUGAAAAGAGGAGGGGGAAACAUUGACGUUGAAGAUAUUCUACGAAGAGUACGAGCAGGAAGCAACAAGAGGAUUGAAAAGAUAGUGGAGAGGUUUAUGAUAGAAAUGGACGAAGUGACAGACGAAGAGGAGUUUCAGAAAGGGGGUACGAGGCAUAUAUAG
This is a messenger RNA of Cadophora gregata, 747 nucleotides long. RefSeq lists its product as uncharacterized. NCBI's taxonomy places the organism in Eukaryota, Fungi, Ascomycota, Leotiomycetes, Helotiales, Ploettnerulaceae. Bases 1 to 747 code for a protein of 248 amino acids. The record is from RefSeq and is a predicted model, not a curated record. The transcript has a single exon.